This is a messenger RNA of Gilbertella persicaria, 1035 nucleotides long. RefSeq lists its product as uncharacterized. Gene Ontology annotation, biological process: regulation of cyclin-dependent protein serine/threonine kinase activity. The transcript is spliced from 3 exons. The coding region runs from base 23 to 958 and encodes 311 amino acids. The record is from RefSeq and is a predicted model, not a curated record. Gene Ontology annotation, molecular function: cyclin-dependent protein serine/threonine kinase regulator activity; protein kinase binding. Gene Ontology annotation, cellular component: nucleus; cyclin-dependent protein kinase holoenzyme complex. NCBI's taxonomy places the organism in Eukaryota, Fungi, Mucoromycota, Mucoromycetes, Mucorales, Choanephoraceae.
UUUUUUUUUUUUAAAUUACACCAUGAUUUUAUCAUCUAGAGAAUCGUUUCAGCCCAACUCAAUAACGCCAAUACAACUUUCAGAUUUAUGUUCAAAUGUUGUCAAGAUUCUCUGUGGAGGCAAUUUAAUGUGGGAUAUGGAUAGGCUCAUGAACUUUUCUCUGUUCUGUAAUCGACUGGUUGUUCAACUUGAUAUUUCAGCACCUGUUAUCUACACAAGUCUCAAAUAUUUCCAGACCAUUUUGGCAAACAGUAUAAACGAAUAUAAUAUCAUUGAUUUAUCUGAUAUCGCACAUGAGUACUCUCUUUUUACGGUAUCACUCAUAUUGGCGUACAAAUUUCUGGAAGACAAUCCACCAUAUAUGAGACAAUGGUCCUUUGUAUCUAUGAUUUCUAUCGAAGAAUUAGUCAUGUUAGAAUCUCAAGUAUUACAAAAACUAGACUAUUUCCUUUCUAUUUCACCUGAAGUAUAUCACGAAUGGAUUGAACAAUGCAACGCUUUACCCUUUUUAACUCUGGAACAGUUAAACUUGUUUGAUUUACAUAUGACACAGUCUCGACUCGGAUACAGCAUACUUUUACCGGUUUUAUUAGAUGACUUUUAUUUGUUACCAUCGUUAUCGUCUUCGCCUCAAUCCACCGCAUCUUAUUCAGAUUGUUAUUAUCAGAUGACUCAUAUGACGACUGCACUACAGACCAACAUCAUUCCUCAACAACAACAACAGUUCAUGUACAACAAUAGUAGAAGUAACACAAAUGAAAGCAGCAUUUGUGUACAACUUCAAAAUGAGUUUUUUGUAAAUAAUAUAUUUAUUGCUGCUCCUACUACUGUGCCUUCAAAUUAUUAUCCAGAAGAAUCUCAAUUUGACUAUUCAUCAUGCUUAAUACAUCAAAAUUGGUUACAGCAACAACAACAACAACAACAACAAGUGUUCAUGGAUCCUUUGUGGUACUUGUAACAUAUAUACCAUUUAUAGACAGAAUUAUUCCCAUUUCAUACUUGUAAAGUUUAGAUAAUAAACACUUUAUUCAUUUG